This is a messenger RNA of Andrographis paniculata, 1106 nucleotides long. RefSeq names its product protein CHUP1, chloroplastic-like. Bases 158 to 901 code for a protein of 247 amino acids. Gene Ontology annotation, cellular component: chloroplast outer membrane. Lineage: Eukaryota; Viridiplantae; Streptophyta; Magnoliopsida; Lamiales; Acanthaceae. Gene Ontology annotation, biological process: chloroplast organization. The transcript is spliced from 3 exons. The record is from RefSeq and is a predicted model, not a curated record.
UCUUGUCCUAAUUUUCAUCUGGGCUUUCUUAGAUCACUGUAAAAAAAAUCCCUUUAUCGUCUUCUCAAACAGGUCUCUUCCGAUUUCAGAUGGUGGGCAACGAUGCAUUUAUUUUUGUGGAUUUUAAGAUUGGUGUCUGAGGUUCUGUUGUUCGAAAAUGAAGGAAAAGGAGAAAAGGGGGGAUCCUGUGGUUUUCAAAAUUGGGGCUGCUUUGGUGUUUUCCAUUAGUGGGAUUGUUUACACUUUUUUCAGAAACAAACAGGGGAUUAAGAGGCCCCCCAAACCCACCCCCCACGACCACCAGUCUUGUCCAGAAAAUUCCAGCCAUGGAGAUGAUGAUCGCGAUCAUGGCUUUGAGGCAAUAAGACGUUCCAAUUGGGUCGACUACAGAGACAGUUCCUUCUUGCAAGAACCUAACCACAUCGACCUCGACCUGAAUGAAUGCAAUGCAUCGGAUCUUUCUAAAGACGGGCAAUCCAACGGAUGCGAUGAAAAUGCCGAAUUCGAGAGAGAGAUCAGGACACUACGUAGCAAGGUGAAGUUUCUAGAAGAACGCGAGAGGGUGCUCGAGACUCAGCUGCUCGAAUACUACUACAAUCUCAAAGAACAGGAAACCAUCCUAUCAGAACUGCAGAAGCGUCUGAGAUUAAAAAACAUGGAGACAAAGCUUUAUCGGGUCAAGAUCGAAUCGUUGCAAUCGGACAAGAGACGGUUAGAAUUGCAAGUUUCGGAUUAUGCUGACGUGGCGACUGAACUGGAAGCUGCUAAGGCAAAGAUCGAUCUUUUAAGGAUGAACGAAGCUAAGGAGAAUCGCGAGCAGAUUAUGAAGCUUCAAAUGGUGCAUAAUACAUCUACGAAUAAAUACGUAUACAACAUUGGAACAAGGCCACAUGCAAAUUAGUACUACGUAGUUAACAGGACCGGCCCUGGGCCGAGUAGUAGGAGGACCGCCCAAGGCUCAUGGUAAAUAGGAAUUCAUUAUAUAUUUAUAUUAUAUAUGUAUAAUUUAUAUAUAUACAAUUUAUUUGAUAUAUAUGAAUAGAAAAAGCUGCAAUUAAGUAGUAUAGAGAUUAAUUUUUAAUAUUAAAAUUUAAGUUCAAAUGUCA